AUGGCCGACGUUGAGGCAGCCGCCUCCGUCGAGGCUCCAAGCGCCUCCGCAGAGACAAGCGCCGUCGUCGCGACCACAUCUGGCGGCGCGACCACAUCUGGCGGCGCGACCACAUCUGGCGGCGCGACCACGUCUGGCGAGGUCACAAUUGCCUCUGCUAGCUCUCCACCAGACCAACCCCGAAAGAAGGUCAAGCGUGUGCUCCGGAAGAAGAGACGCCCAGCGCGUGUUCAAAUCGAGGCCAGUGCCGCAAAGGAAUUACAAGCUCCACCUCAAGCAGGAACGACGUACAACAUCUACUACAACAAGUGGGAAGGCGGCGACCGUGGUGACUUCGCCAUGGCUGGCCCUUCCCAGACAAGAUGCAGCCUUGCUCGCGACUCUGGUUACACCAAGGGUGACUCUCAGUCAGGAAGCUACCUGUGUCUCCAUUUUGCUCGAGGCAUGUGCCACCGCGGACCGGAUUGCGACUACCUUCAUCGAGCCCCCACGAUUCACGAUAGCUACCCUCCCUACGCCGACGUCUUUGGACGGGACAAGUUCAACGAUUACAGAGAUGAUAUGGGGGGCGUGGGAAGCUUCUCACGACAGAAUCGUACCCUCUACGUUGGGCGAAUCUUUGUCAGCGACGAUAUCGAGGAAGUUGUUAGCCGUCAUUUUGCCGAAUGGGGCGAGAUUGAGCGCACUCGAGUUUUGACCGGGCGGGGUGUUGCCUUCGUGACGUACAAAACGGAAGCCAUGGCUCAAUUUGCGAAGGAAGCCAUGAACAAUCAAAGCCUUGACCACGAAGAGAACCUCAACGUCCGCUGGGCCACCCAGGAUCCCAACCCCUUGGCACAAAAGCGCGAGGCACGUCUUAUUGAAGAGCAGGCUGCGGAGGCUAUCCGUCGUGCUUUACCUGCAGACUACAUUGCCCAAAUUGAAGGGAAGAACCCGGAUUCUAAGAGACAAAAGACCCAGAGCAAGUUCGCCCUGGAAGGUUAUGAGGAGCCCGAUGAAGUGAAAUACGCAGCAGGCCUGCGAGGAGCUGUCGAAGCACCGCCCCAACAGCAGUUACUUGCUGCGCCAGAGCCGCAAGAGGUGCAAGAACCGCCAGCCAGUCAGGGAAUCUAUUCAGAACGCACUUUGGCGGCCCUGCGCGCUUCUGGGCUAACGGUGUACAUGGAAGAUGACAAACCAGCUGCACCCAAACAACUAAUCGACUACGCCAGUGACAGUGAUAGUGAGAAGGCUAAAAAGAAGUCUACAUUAGUCGACUACAGUGAC
This is a messenger RNA of Penicillium chermesinum, 1266 nucleotides long. RefSeq names its product active spliceosome conformation promoter CWC2 (gene cwc2). The annotation marks the transcript as partial. Lineage: Eukaryota; Fungi; Ascomycota; Eurotiomycetes; Eurotiales; Aspergillaceae. Gene Ontology annotation, molecular function: pre-mRNA binding; U6 snRNA binding; metal ion binding. The record is from RefSeq and is a predicted model, not a curated record. Gene Ontology annotation, cellular component: U2-type catalytic step 2 spliceosome; U2-type catalytic step 1 spliceosome; Prp19 complex. The transcript has 4 exons.